Molecule: messenger RNA, 315 nt
Organism: Phytophthora infestans T30-4
Lineage: Eukaryota; Oomycota; Peronosporomycetes; Peronosporales; Peronosporaceae
Exons: 1
Coding region: 1-315 (104 amino acids)
Source: RefSeq, a predicted model, not a curated record
AUGCGUCUUUCUUUCGUCUUUGCUGCAAUCGCGGCUACCUUCCUCGCUUCCAGUGAUGCCCUCAAAGCAAACCAGCAGCUACUGAGGACCGACCACACGACAGAUGCCGACUUCGAAGAGAGAGGUGCCCCUUACAGCGAAGUGAAGGCGUUGGCCAAAAGCUUUGGUAUCAGUUUAAAACAGGGGGGGAAUAAUCCAACCUACUACCACUCUUUGGAUCCCUCGACGCUUAAUGAGUACCAGAAUCAGCUCUACAAUCUGAAUAAGGCCUACAGGAAACGUGAAAACGGACGCAUCAAACCGGCCGGAAGCUAA